AUGGAUAACGACUCUACCGACAGUGAGGACGAGAUCGUCCAGUAUCGUCUCACCGUGAGGCCUUCAAAGCCUCGAAAGAUUACAGAGAGGAAGCGCCGAAACCAACAAAUUUUGGAUGCAUUCGCGCGAGAAGCGCAUCCUGAGAAACCGAGGCAAGAGGAAACCAUCAAUGCCCCGCGAGAUUAUCAGACAGAGCUCUUCGAAAAGGCCAAGGAGAAGAAUCUCAUCGUGGUUUUACCUACAAGUUCUGGUAAAACAUUCAUCGCCGUCUUGUUGCUACGACACUACCUCCGCGAGGAAGUGGAAUCCUGUGCCCUUGGAAAUCCGAGAAAGGUGGCUUUUUUCUUGGUAGAAAAGGUAGCCCUCUGUGAGCAACAACAUCGUGUCCUCGAUAAUCAUCUCGGCGGUCACUCGACUGCCAUUUUCACAGGGGACACCACCGCCCUGAAGAAGGACAAGAAAUACUGGGAUACUCAGUUUGCCUCAAAUAUGGUUGUGGUCUGCACUGCUGACAUCUUGCUCGACUGUCUCAACAACGCCUUCAUUACCAUGGAACGAAUCAAUCUCCUCAUCUUCGAUGAAGCCCAUCAUGCAAAGAAGAAGCAUUCUUACGCUGAAAUCAUGCGACGAUAUUAUUACUCGACCGACAAGACUAAACGACCUCGCAUUUUUGGAAUGACCGCUUCCCCUGUGGAUUCCAGAGCCGGAGAUGUUGUGGAACUGACACUUGAACUUGAGAAAACCCUUGACAGCGAGAUCGCAACACUUUCCGACAAAAAUAUGAAAGACUUGGCCAAGUUUCAAGUUCAUGUUGAAGAGACAGUCAAGUACGACACACUUGGAUUACCGGACGAGACCAAGACGCAGCUCUGGGAGUCGGUCUCUAAGCUAGUAUCACGAAAUAAAGAAUUCAAGGCAUCUCUCGAUUUUACCAAAGAGGCCUCUUCAAUCCUAGGACCCUGGUGUGCGGAUCGGUACUGGCAAAUCUCGAUUGACGAGAUAGAGAUCAGGCGACUUGCCGACAGAACUCGCCUGGCCUUUUUCGGGACUGGAGAAAAGGUAUUAGCACGAGCAGAGAAAGCAGUAGAAACUGUCAAGGAGGUUCAAAAGCUCGUCGCGGCUCAUGAGUUUGGCACCAUCAGUCCUGAAUCGCAGAAAUUAUCAAACAAAGUGAAAUGUCUGCACAAGAUCUUGGUUCAUGCUUUUACAACCGAUUUCACGCAGCGCUGCAUCGUCUUUGUUGAUCAGAGAUACACUGCUUGCCUACUCUCGGAUCUUUAUAACCAGGCUUCAAUGGCAAUUCCCGGAAUGAAUGCUUCAUACAUGGUUGGACACCAAUCCAGCGGUACCAACCUUGGCAAUAUGACCCUGCGAAAGCAAUGUUCGACACUCAAGAACUUCAGGGACGGUAUCACCAAUUGCCUCUUUGCAACAUCGGUGGCAGAGGAGGGAAUUGACGUUCCCGAUUGUGAUCUUGUUAUUCGAUUCGACCUCUACAAUUCUGUUAUUCAGUAUAUUCAAUCAAAAGGGCGUGCCAGACACAAAUCUUCACGGUACAUCACCAUGUUGGAGGACGGCAACAUAAAACAGAUCCGCAGUCUGAAGCAAGCAGCCAGAGACGCCACAGCUCUUCGAGAGUUCUGUAUGAGACUACCAAGCGAACGAAAGCUUCAAGACGAUGUGUUCGACGAGGAGACGGAAAAACAGAUCCAGCAAAUACACUACAAUGUGUACGAGUUAUCCGACACCGGCGCACGGCUUACAUUCCCUUCCAGCCUUCAAAUACUGUCUCGAUUCAUUUCAUCCUUGGGUACAGCGGAAAACGGUUUUAGUAAAGCCGAAUAUUACAUCUACAGGGAGGGAACAUUUUUCACGGCGGCUGUUAAUCUACCGCCAAGUUCCCCUAUCAUCACCCAAAUAGGUUUCCCACAACGAAGCAAACUUCUGGCAAAAUGUUCUGCGGCUUUUGAGACUUGCAUUAAGCUCAUCAAAGGCAAACACAUCGAUCACCAUCUUCAGCCUACUUUCGUAAAACGUGCCCACGCAAUGCGCAAUGCUCGUGUGGGAAUCAGUCCAAACAAGAAGGCUGAGCAUGACAUGCGCCUGAGACCAAACAUUUGGAGUAUCCGAGGAGAAUGGACACAGUUUUUCCCAACAAAGAUUUAUCUUGGAGGCGAGAAUGGAGGAGAAGACAGACCAUUGAUUCUUCUUUCGCGAAGUCCACUCCCAGGACUGCCUUCAAUCCCUUUGUUCCUCGGCAAUGGACGCUCAGCUAUCGUGAAAGUGGCAUGUUUUCAAGAACCUUUGGACAUCACGACCAAGAAAGCUGAAGGAUUGACUACUUUCACAUUCAAACUAUUUGCUGACAUUUUCAGCAAAGAGUUCGAGGCCACUUGUGACCAAUUCCCAUAUCUUCUUGCCCCUUCAGCAAAAGACACCAAUCUGGGCCAAAUCCCACAAAUUGACUGGGAUACUGUCUACUUUGUCAAAGAUCACGACACUCUCGAAUGGGAGAACGCGCCCGACGAGUUCUUUAUGGACAAGCUUGUUGUUGAUCCAUAUGACGGAGGACGCAAGCUUAUACUCAAGGGCAUUGACAAAUCGAAGAAGCCUUCCGAUCCUACACCAGAUGGUGUACCCGAGUCGAGAAGUCGUGCUUACAGGACUGUGGAACAAACUAUCAAGCAGUACAGCAACAGUCUUUUUGCCAAGUCUCGACUGGCGGCCCAGUGGCGAGAUGAUCAACCAGUUGUCAAAGCUGAGCUUCUUUCAUUGCGACGUAAUUUGUUGGAUGAGUUUCAAGUUGACGAACAAAUCAACAAAGAUUGCUUCGUCAUUUUAGAACCUCUCAAUGUAUCACCUAUCCCGAUGGACGUCGUUUCCAUGGCACUCAAGUUCCCGGCAAUCAUCCACAGAAUCGAUUCUGCUCUGAUCGCUCUCGAUGCGUGUGAACUUUUCGACCUCUCCAUUCCGCCAACACUGGCACUCGAAGCGAUGACCAAAGACAGCGACAAUACUGAGGAUCAUGGCAAGCAACAGAUCAAUUUCCAAGCUGGCAUGGGUUCCAACUACGAACGGCUGGAAUUUCUUGGAGACUCUUUUCUCAAAAUGGCCACUACAAUCGCCAUCUUCGUACUCAAGCCCAAGAGUAACGAAUGCAUAUACCAUGUAGAGCGCAUGCUUCUCAUCUGCAACAACAAUCUAUUCAACACGGCCGUAGAUUGCAAGCUUCCAGAGUACAUACGGUCCUUGGCAUUCGACAGAAGAACUUGGUACCCUGAUCUCACGCUCAGAAAAGGCAAAGCUCUCAAGACAACAACGCGGCAACGGCUAGCUGACAAGAGUAUCGCGGAUGUUUGUGAAGCUCUCAUUGGUGCUGCUUACCUCUCGAGCAAGGAUGACAACUUGAACAUGGCUGUCAAAGCUGUGACGCGGAUGUGCAACGCAAAGCAUCAUACUAUGUUGGCGUAUGAUGAGUAUUACGCAUCUUUCAAGGUCCCAGGUUGGCAGAAAGCCAAGUCAAACGCCAACCAACGUAGACUUGUGCAGAAAGUGGCAGAUGCUAUUGGGUACGAAUUCAAGUCUGCUCCGCUACUCCAGAGCGCAUUCACACAUCCCUCCUACACGUAUUCGGGGGACGUUCCGAACUACCAGCGCCUUGAGUUUCUAGGUGAUGCCCUCAUCGACAUGGCUAUCGUCGACCAUCUCUACCAUAAGUUCCCUCUCGCGGAUCCUCAAUGGUUGACUGAGCACAAGAUGGCGAUGGCCUCAAAUCAAUUUUUUGGUUGUCUCUGUGUCAAGCUUAAUCUACACCAUCAUCUUCUGUUCAACACUUCGCAGUUUCUUAAGGCAAUUCGUGAUUAUGUGCUCGAGCUUAAGAUGGCUGAGGAGACAGCUCGCGAAGAAGCAGACGAAGAAGGAACUCCGAUGCGUAUGGACUUUUGGAUCAACGCAACACCGCCACCAAAAGCGUACGCAGAUUCCAUCGAGGCACUUAUCGGGGCCAUGUUUGUGGAUUCUCAAUUCGACUAUUCUGUCGUUGAGCGUUUCUUUACCAAGCUUAUCCUCCCGUACUUUGAAGACAUGUCUCUCUAUGACACCUUUGCAAAGAAACACCCUUAUACACGCCUUACCAAGAUGAUGCAGCAGGAGAUUGGGUGUAUGAAUUUCACCAUGGUGUCGGAACCUAUAGUCCCUGAAGUUGAGCGUGGUAUGGCAGUUUUGAAAGAAAGUGAUAUGAUGACGGGAUUUCUGGUGCACCAAAAGAUCAUCACGAGUCAUGUAUCAAAGAGUGGACGGUACAGCAAGAUUGCUGCUGCGAAGGAGGCACUUAAGAUGUUGGAGGAGUAUGGUGGAGAUGUGGUCGCGAUAAAGAAGAUGUUUGGCUGUAAUUGUGAUUCUAAAGCGAUGAAGAUGGAUGGGAUAGGCCAUGGAACGGCUGUCUAG
Messenger RNA from Fusarium venenatum, 4446 nucleotides. RefSeq lists its product as uncharacterized. Gene Ontology annotation, cellular component: cytoplasm; nucleus; RISC complex. Gene Ontology annotation, molecular function: ribonuclease III activity; RNA binding; DNA binding. NCBI's taxonomy places the organism in Eukaryota, Fungi, Ascomycota, Sordariomycetes, Hypocreales, Nectriaceae. Gene Ontology annotation, biological process: siRNA processing. The record is from RefSeq and is a predicted model, not a curated record.